This is a messenger RNA of Acomys russatus (golden spiny mouse), 498 nucleotides long. Its product is annotated as cyclin-dependent kinase 2-associated protein 1-like. Lineage: Eukaryota; Metazoa; Chordata; Mammalia; Rodentia; Muridae. Gene Ontology annotation, cellular component: cytoplasm; nucleus. The record is from RefSeq and is a predicted model, not a curated record. The coding region runs from base 1 to 498 and encodes 165 amino acids. The transcript is spliced from 5 exons.
AUGUGCCCAACGGAUUCAGAUACCACCAAGAUUCAGAGGGACCCGCAGUUGGUUUCCAGCAUACACAUAAGGCAGUUCACAACCAUUGGGCAGCCCAGCUCCAAAGAAUCUGCUGCCUUCUGCCUUCUCAGCACAUACAUCACGAAGUUGCUGAAGGCUGGAGUACCAGACUUAACAGCUCACGUGUCUGCUGCCACCCUCAAUGCCAGAAGUGUUCACUCACCUUCUACUAGCUUGGUGACCUUCUGUCAAGAUUGUCAGCAGCUGAGUGACUACAGGCCUCCAUCAAUAGGCUACACCCAGGGAACUGGAAAUAGCCAGGUGUCUCAUAAUAAAUAUGCAGAGCUGCUGGUCAUCAUUGAAGAGUUAGGGAAAGAGAUCAGACCCAGGUAUACAGGGAGCAAAAGCUCCAUGGAGAGACUAAAACGAGGCACCAUUCAUGCCCGAAAACUGGUUCAGGAGUGCUUGGCUGAAACGGAACUUAAUGCCAGGUCCUAG